Messenger RNA from Sugiyamaella lignohabitans, 5931 nucleotides. It is a transcript of the gene UTP20, whose product is annotated as Utp20p. Gene Ontology annotation, cellular component: small-subunit processome; nucleolus; 90S preribosome. NCBI's taxonomy places the organism in Eukaryota, Fungi, Ascomycota, Dipodascomycetes, Dipodascales, Trichomonascaceae. Bases 1 to 5931 code for a protein of 1976 amino acids. The record is from RefSeq and is a predicted model, not a curated record. The transcript has a single exon.
AUGAUCAUCAACAUUGUGGAGUCGUUACGGUCGCCCUCACAUGAUGUUCGAUAUCUGGCAAUCCAGGUUAUAAUAUUUAUUUAUCAGGCAAUGAGACUGGAAGUACCAAAGCUUAUCACGGAUUGCAAGUUAAUUGACGAGAUCCCUUUGGAUGUCUCCAAUGCUAGGAAUUUUGGCUUAUACAUUCGUAACCUGAGCAACAGUUAUGCUGGAACAGGAGCUGAUACCCUCUUGGAUCUGAUUAUACCCCGCUUUUUCUUUGGUUUACUGACAGCUAAAUUUCAGCCAAUUUGGGAAGCCUCGGUAGAGGCUAUCUCCAAGAUCUCCGAAAAGAACGGAGAGAUCAUCUGGAGUUUGGCGUAUGAGUGGAUUGUCUAUGAGCCAAAAAUCUCACCCGUUUUUGGAAUGUUUGACGAUAUUAUCCUAGAUGAGCCAGAACAAUCAGCAACAGUUGAGUGCUCGAAUCUGAGUCAAGUGAUUAAUCACUCAGUAAGCAGCUUUUACAAGUAUUCAAAUAGUCAAAACUUUUCAAAACUCAGUAUUCGAGAUUCGUUAGAUAAGAUUGAUUUCCCUCCCACAGUCCGCGGUCAAAUAAUCAAGGUUCUGGCGAGUAUUCCUCGUGUCGCUGAGAAGCACAGUCGCUUGUUGGUACCAUUUUUAUUGUGGGACAUCAACUCUGAUGAUGGAGAAGACUCAGAGGAAACUGAGACACCCUUGUCAUCGACCUGGUCUGUAAAAGAUCGAAUUGCAUUGCUAGAUCUUUUCUCGUUAUUUGGAAACCCCAAGACAUUAUAUAAGUCGGAGGAGGUAUACGAGCGCUAUCUUUAUCUACUGGGAAAUCGAUCAUUGGCAGUACAGAAAAUUGCAUUGAAAUGUUUGCUUACCUUUAAGAACCCGCAGAUUCGUAAAUAUCGGGAUAACUUAGAGGGAAUGCUUGAUGAUACUCAAUUUAAAGAUGAGUUAACUAAUUUGGUCAGAUAUUCGGGUGAAGAAGGUACAAUUCAUGAAGACGAUAGAGCUGCUUUAUUACCCAUAGUGAUACGUAUUAUAUUCGGUCGUGCGCAGAUCGCUAAAACUGGUGGUGUUAAGCAGGGAAGACGAUUUGCUGUUGUCAAUUCGCUCUCCAAUGUCGAGCCAGAAUAUCUACGUUUAUUUAUCGAUCUUUCUGCCAAUCGACUGGAGCACGAAGGAUUUUUAAAAGGUUCCUAUGAUGGAGUUCUAACUAUCAAUCCGGAAUUCAGUCACUUUCAGUCAAGCGAUCUUCGACUCCGUAGAGAGCUUGGUUUUGUAACCAUGCUGGAAGAGAUUCUCGAGCAAUUGGGUGAUCGUGUCCAUGUGGCAUGGGAUAUCAUUAUUGAGUCACUGAUUUUAUGUUUAUACAGGGCCAACCAAGCUCAUACAGAUCUUAACGAACAGGAUGAGGAUGAACCGACUGACUCGGUUAUAGGCAAAAAUAUUCGAUCCAUUCGUCAAUUAGGUUUCAAAUGCUUAAAUGCACUGUUCUCUAUUUUACCAGGUUCCAAUUGGGCUGGAUGCUUUGAUAUUAUUUACAGCAACUUUAUUUCCAAUAGGAUGGCAAAGUUUGCCGAGGAAAAUUUACAACAGCCAUCGUCCUUGAUGCGUAUUUUUGUGACGCUUUCCUCAGAAAAAUCUUUGGUACGUUUCUUAACUUGGGAUAACUGUGCAAUUAUCAAGUCUUUUUUUGCUUGCCUCUCCUAUGAUGAAGUUAAGGACUCUGUGGUGGAUGUUAUUAUGGAUACCAUGAACAAUAUUUUGGAGCUCGAAAGAAGCGAAGAUACAGAGACAUUGUCCGUUACUGGUGUACCUAUUGUGCUUAAUCGUAUGCCAUACCUUUUUGAACGACAAAGCAACCAUCAAUUGCUAGAAAAAGAAGCGCAGUUACUUGUUAAGUUGAUGACCAGUGGAUACGAAGCCAGCGAUGAUAUUAGAAAGCAACUUAUUGAAGUAUCCCUUGCUGCAUUAGAGAAGAAUACGACCCUCGUGCGAGUUUCUGUCAAGGUUUCAGUUUUACAGACUUUGUCCGUUUUAUUGAUGGACGGAAGAUCCACAUUAGAAGAAUGCACAUCAGCAUAUUAUACUCUUUCUAAGCUCUUCCGACAGUUUACUAAUCGACAGGCUAGAGAAAAUCUUGCUGCUGUGUUUGAUGUCUUCGGUGACCAGUUUGAUGUUUUCAAAACCGUCUCCAAGUUGGUAGUCGAUCUUAAUUCUUACUCAGCUAAGCGAUUAGACUUGCCAGAUUUUGACCGAAGACUCUCUGCAUUUGCAGUAAUCAAUGAAACUAAAUUCGACAAACUGACGGCUAUGGAGUGGCUCCCAUUGCUAUAUAAUAUGCUCUUCUUUAUGAAGGACCCGGAGGAGUUGGCGUUGAGAACAAAUGCUACAUAUUCAGUCAAGCGCUUUAUUGAUGGAUUGGCAUCCAGGACUAAUGAAGAGGAUGUAUCUUCCUAUGUGCAACUUCUCGAUGAUGUGGUAAUCCCUGUUGUGAAAACCUCGUUGCGGGAUUCGAACGAUAUUUUCCGUACCCAGUUUAUCGAUGUACUUGGCCAUAUUGUCAAAGCUGCCAAGUGGUACUCAAAAAUGAAUGAUAUGAAAUGCCUUCUAUUUGAUGGUGAUGAAGAAGCGAACUUUUUCAACAAUAUCAAUCAUCUGCAAAUUCACAGAAGAAGAAGGGCGGUUCGAAGACUCUCAAAGCUUGCCAGUAAGGGAAGCUUGACAGACACAAAUAUUGCACACUACAUCCUUCCCAUCAUUGAACACUUUGUUGGAGGUACUGAAGGAGAUGCGCAUAAUCUGUCAGAAGAUUCUAUCAAGUGCAUUGGUGUUCUCGCUCGCCAUUUGACUUGGAAUCAAUAUCGUGCUAUCACCAAGAGAUAUAUUGCUUAUCUCAACAGCAGGCCAGAGUCUAUCAAAGCUACAGUUAAACUGGUCGAGACUGCCUCUGAUGCUCUUAUUAGUCCCGUAGAUGAAACAGACAUGGAUCUCAGUCUAUUAGAAGAGGACGAAGAUGAAGACACUACUAUGGCUGGCUCCGAGGAUAUCUCACCAGCGGUAGUAAACUCCGUUGAAGGUGCCGUUAAGCUCGCAGAUUGUCUCCCCAGUGUUGAAAGGCUCAGUGCAUUCAUCACUGAAGAUAUUGUGCCUACCAUGCAAAAGGUGCUCAACAAGAAAAAUGAUGAUGAUACAUUAACACUUCGUAUCCCCCUCGCUUUACCUAUUGUCAAGUUCAUCAAGGCUCUUCCAGAGGCUCUGAUAGAACUGAAACUGCCAGGAGUCUUAACUGGUCUUUGUCAAAUUUUGCGUGCAAAAUCACAAGAGCUCCGGGAUAUGAUACGUUCUACCUUGGGCCGCAUUGCAAGAAUUCUGGGUACGAAAUACCUUGUCUUCAUAAUCAAGGAACUUAAAGGAGCACUCCGACGUGGUGCUCAGCUUCAUAUCUUGGGUUACAGUUUGCACUCACUUCUAUCUGAAUUGAAAGAUAUCAUCCUACCUCGUGAUUUGGAUGUCUCUGCUACUUUGAUCAUGGAUAUUAUCAUGGAGGAUACUUUUGGUGUUACCGGUGGAGAGAAAGAUGAAGAAGGAUACACGAGUGAUAUGAAGGAAGUAAAGCAGUAUAAGAGUUAUGAUAGCGGACAGAUAUUGGCUAGUAAUGUCGGACUAGGCACUUUCAGUGAACUCGUGGAACCUGUAAAGACCCUUCUUUUGUAUGAAAAGCUGAAUUUGAAAAUGGAAAAGAAGGUUGAGGAAUUACUGCGAAGGUUUGCACUUGGUUUAUAUCACAAUAUUGAUGCUUCUAAGCAAGAAGUUCUUGUAAUGUGCUUCGAACUAUAUGAGAUGGUCAAUAAUGUGUCCACGGAAAUUGAAAAGAAAAAGAAGAUUGAUUCUGAGAGUCACAUUCGAGACGAACAGAAACGUGAGGCAGAAGAACAUUUUAUGAUUCAACUGGACUCUCGUCACUGGGGUGAACAAAAUACCAUCCGUAUCGGAAAUCUACAUAUAAUUACUAAGUUUGUGAUUGAGAUGAUUCGUACGGUUCUUGGUAAAAAUGAGCAUAUGAUGACAGCUGAAAACGUGGCUGGCUUUAUGCCAAUGCUCGAUGAGGGGCUCAAUGGCAAUUAUGAAGAUGUUCAAAUUGCGUCACUGAGACUUUUGGCGCAUAUUAUUAAGCUGCCUAUACCUGAUGUGAGUGGACGAGUGGUCAGUCUUGGUAGAAGAACAUUAUGGCUUAUUAAGUCUAGUACGUCGACCAAUACUGAAUUGUGCCAAGCUUGCUUGAGAUUUAUAUCGGUGUGCAUUCGUCAAAAGAAGGACUUUUCUUUGAAAGAAAAAGAGUUGGCGUAUUGUCUAAACCGUUUGAAGCCUGAUAUCGAAGAGCCUGACAGACAAGGUAUUACUUUGACAUUCAUCAGGGCCGUUUUGUCGAGACAGAUUAUGAUGCCAGAAGUCUACGACAUAAUGGAUCAGGUUGCUCAAGUAAUGGUAACAAACCAGUCCAAUGUUACGAGAGAAGCGUGCCGCAGUGCUUACUUUCAGUUUUUGACUGAAUACCCUCAAGGAAAGGGUAGAUUGACCAAGCAGCUUAAAUUUUUGGUCGCAAAUCUUGAAUAUCCCGCUGUCAGUGGCCGUCUCUCUGUUAUGGAGAUUAUACAUUUGCUACUGGCUAAGGUUACUGAUGACCAAGUGCAAGAAGUGAUCGCUUCUUUCUUUGUUGCUCUAGUUUUGGUGCUCAUCAAUGAUGAGGAAUCCCAAUGUCGUGAGACUGCCGCCGCCCUUAUUGGCGAGUUACUGGAUAUCUCUAAAGAUGAGCAAUUGAGUUUGAUUGAAAAGUACUGCACAACUUGGCUCACCAAUAGGGAAAAUGAACUUCUGUUACGUGGUGGAUUUCAAGUGACGGGAAUUUACUGUGCUAAAUUUGGCGUCAGAAAGAAUCCAAAACUUUUCAAAUUGGCGAUCUCCGUUCUUGAAAAACUUUUAGAGGAUGCCAAAUCAGACUCCAAUGUUGUUGUACAAUGGGAAACAUUGUACCAGGGUCUUCAAUUCGUUGCAAAGACCGUACAAAAUAGCAAUGGAUUAAAGAUUUUGUUUUCUUCAAACUACCAGCAGCUCUGGGAUUUGAUUGAAUCUUCAUUACUGUUUCCCCAUGCUUGGGUGAGAUUGGCAUCAUCUAGAUUGAUUGGUAAGCUCUACAGUGUGUAUUCAGGUGGCAAAAACUGCGAAAUCACAAUAAGUACAGAUGGAUUGCAAAGUACCGCAUUCAAAUUUGUUAGACAGCUGGGUGCUGCAUCGAUCUCCGAAGAUCUGGGUAUACAGAUUGUUAAGAACCUUGUAUUUAUAUCCAUGCAGUGGGAAAAGUCUGAAGAAACUAUUUACUUUGUUAAGCCACGAUCUUCCAAUGAAGACGAAGAUGAAGACGAUGACACUGCUACAGAGGAAAGAAUUCCUGUUAUCAGAUGGUUGAUCCAAAAGAUAUCUUCUGUUUUAAGAGCCGAAAAGAAUUUCAAAGAAAUGAUAGUUUCUAAAAAGGCUAGUAUACAGUUACUGGCUUCUAUCAUCCAAUUAUUAUCUGUUGAAAAACUGUCCGAAAUGGCUGAAGAUAUUAUUAUGGCCUUCUAUAUUUACUCCAUAUCAGAGGAAGAUAGAACAAGGGAUUUGAAAGAACUUUGCUUAGAAGCUCUAAAUAUGGUUCAGAAGAAGCUCGGUACAACUAAAUAUGUACAGGCUUAUAGCAAUGUUCAGCAGCAAGUCUCAGAAAGGCGUCUUGAGCGUAAGUCAAAGAGAGCAAUCCAGUCAGUAUCAGCCCCAGAUGUUUAUGCGAGGAAAAAGCUUCGUAAGAACCUGGCUAAGAGGGAAAAGAGAAAACAUUCCAAAGAUGAGAAUGGGUAUUACCACAGCAAGAAGAGUAAAAAUGCUUAA